AAAAUCAUUAUUGAGAGGAAGCCAGAACAAGAGGACGAGGACGAGGAGGUGGACGACGAGAAUCUAGAGCCAACACGCAGAAUAUAUUUCAUUGCUUACACCUCAUCCUCAUUGUUCCUGUAGCUGUGAGAAAGGAACUCGGUUUCCAGCAUUGCAAUGUGAAAUACCUUCUGAGACGCAUGAUAAUUCGACCUGUAACUUCUUGUUGUUGGCAACUUUGGUGUGACAACAGAGGAGAAAAGAUAUCAGACACUUGUGGACGUCCCGGGAUUUGAUCGCUGGAUUCAGCCAAUUCAAAAGUUUUUCUUCUUCUCAGUGAAAUCAGUCUGUUGCCGGGAAAAUCAUGUCCGGCGAGUAUCACCAUUCUGUUUGGUGAAGAAAACUCUGUUUACUUUGAUUCUGAGAAGAAUUGAGUUAGGGUUUGAUCGAUCUUGAGAAGAAGGUUCGGUCAACUUUGUUCACUGCAGUUUUUUUCUUGUUUUCUCCAAUUGCCGGGAAACGCAUGUUCCAUUUCGGGUAGGUCGUGGAACAUCCGUUUCCUCUAGCGAAGAAGAAUUUUGAUUUCUUUUCCUCUCCUUGGAGGGCCUGAUUUGUCAAUUCGAUUUCACUUUUGGUCUAGUUGCUGUUCUGGGACAAAGAUUGGAUAUGGAAACCCGUGCUACAUAUCAUGUCAGUAAAAAUGUAUAAAGCUUUGAGUUAGGUUUUCAUCAAUAUUUGGAAAGAGGACUUAAAUAUUUGCACCUGAAACAAUUUUUGCUGGAAAGGCAUGUCCGGUGCUGGGCAGGCCGUAGAGCAUCACCGUGUUCCUUUACCAAUGCCGACUACAUCAAAGCGGGGUGCUGAUCCCCAGGCUGGGUACUGCAAUCCCGUGAGAAAGUCCGGCCAGCCAUCCCUUGAACAUGUUCUGUUAGCCCUGAGGGAGACAGAGGAAGAAAGGGAAGUGAGAAUCAGAAGCCUUUUUAAUUUCUUUGAUGCAACAAACGUGGGUUACCUUGACAAUUCACAAAUUGAAAAGGGUUUGCAGGCAUUAAGGAUACCUUCUGAGUACAAGUACGCUAGGGAUUUGCUCGAGGUUUGUGAUUCCAAUCAGGAUGGCCGGGUUGAUUACCAGGAAUUUCGGCACUACAUGGAUGACAAGGAAAUUGAGCUUUACCGCAUCUUCGAGGCAAUUGAUGUGGAGCACAAUGGCUGCAUUUUGCCUGAAGAGCUAUGGGAUGCCCUUGUUUCAGCAGGCAUUGUAAUGAGUGACAAGGAGCUUGUUCGUUUUGUGGAGCACAUCGACAAGGAUAACAAUGGAAUUAUAACAUUUGAAGAAUGGAGGGAUUUUCUGCUUCUGUAUCCUCAUGAAGCUACCAUACAAAACAUAUAUCAGUAUUGGGAAAGAGUUUGCCACAUUGAUAUUGGGGAACAAGCAGCUAUUCCUGAAGGUAUUAGCAAGCACAUGCAUGCAACCAAAUAUCUCAUUGCUGGAGGAGUGGCUGGAGCUUUAUCGCGAACCGCAACUGCUCCUCUUGAUCGCCUAAAGGUAAAGCUGCAAGUGCAGACAUCAGGUGCUCAUGUUGCUCCAGCUAUCAAGGAUAUAUUUAGAGAGGGUGGUGUGUUGGGGUUUUUUCGAGGGAAUGGGAUCAAUGUUCUUAAAGUAGCACCAGAAUCUGCAAUCAAAUUUUAUGCUUAUGAAAUGAUGAAAAAUCUUGUAGUAAGUGUUAGCGGGGAAGAACAUAUUGGUCCGCUAGGCCGCCUUUUUGCUGGUGGUACAGCUGGUGCUAUUGCUCAGACUGUAAUUUAUCCAAUGGAUUUACUGAAAACACGCUUGCAAACAUAUGCCAGUGAUGGUAGUAAAAUUCCAAGGCUGUCAAAGCUAUCAAAGGACAUAUGGGUUCAUGAAGGUCCUCGAGCAUUCUAUAGAGGACUUCUUCCAUCUAUUCUUGGGAUAAUACCAUAUGCAGGCAUUGAUCUUGCAGCUUAUGAGACACUUAAAGAUAUGUCAGAAAAAUAUAUACUCAAAGAUAGAGAACCAGGUCCUCUUGUGCAACUAGGAUGUGGAACAAUUUCAGGUGCUCUUGGAGCAACUUGUGUUUAUCCUUUGCAGCUUAUAAGGACACGGUUACAAGCUCAACCAUUGAAUUCACCUUCAAGGUACGAAGGCAUGUCUGAUGUGUUUUGGAAAACCCUGCGGCAUGAAGGACUAAUUGCAUUCUAUAAGGGACUUGUGCCCAAUUUAUUGAAGGUGGUUCCAGCAGCUAGUAUCACUUAUAUUGUGUAUGAGAAAAUGAAAAAGGUGCUUCUUCUGGAUUGAGGAAGAUACUUGAAUCAUAACCUCAUUUAUUUUUGGUCCUCCGAUAAGUGGCAGGAUAAUGGCGAUAAAAUUUAGUUUCAAUGAGAUGGCAAAAAGCCAUCCAGAGUAAUUUUUAGGUCAUGAUUUUAAUUCAGGAUACCAGUGAUGGGGUUACAUAACCAGAGGUUUAUCUUCUUCUGUUGAAGCUCUGGGCUUAAUCAAAAUUUAAUUUUCUACAGGAGUUUUGGGAUACAUCUUCUCAGCUCCUUACCAUAGCAGCAGAUAAUUUCAUCAUUUUCCUUCUCACUUACUUGUAACGUACAAUUUAAAAAAAAUAAUAUUUAAUAUAUAUGAAGGGCAUCUGCCACGGGCGCCUUUAACA
Messenger RNA from Cryptomeria japonica (Japanese cedar), 2657 nucleotides. Its product is annotated as calcium-dependent mitochondrial ATP-magnesium/phosphate carrier protein 2. Gene Ontology annotation, biological process: transmembrane transport. Lineage: Eukaryota; Viridiplantae; Streptophyta; Pinopsida; Cupressales; Cupressaceae. The record is from RefSeq and is a predicted model, not a curated record. Gene Ontology annotation, molecular function: ATP transmembrane transporter activity; calcium ion binding. The transcript has 5 exons. The coding region runs from base 767 to 2296 and encodes 509 amino acids.